AAAGCAGAGUGGGAGGUGUGUUUUGCUGUAGCGGGCUGCAUGGUCCACCGGAUGCAGUGGCGACCCGUGUCGCUGCAGUGUUGCGCUUUCCUGUUUACGGGCGGGAAGAGCGAACGUAGCUGACUGUGGAAGCUACUGGGUUUAAAUUGGCAGCACAUUUGUUUUUAAUUUUCCUUCAUGCUUAUUGGUUUGCACGUUUUAAUGAUACACGGGGCAUUGCGAGGUCUUGAGGGUACCUUUUAGGCGGGCCGUUGCUGAAAACUAGAGGGGUUUUUUGAGAGUGCGGGGCAGAUGGAGGAUCCUCCUGCAGAUUCUGGUGGUGGUGGCGGCGGUGCAGCAGCGGAGGGCCCCGCGGUGCAGGUGGCAGAUAUCUGCUGGCCGACCGGGGCUCUCCCUCUACGACUCCUGGAGUGGAAAGUCAAACCCGGGUCUCUAAUUAACGUGGACUCCGUGUUGGCACUGUGUGCUCCCAUACCUCAGGAGAAGGGGGCAGAGGCUUCCAGGCUGCCAGAGAAGAAGGUGAAAUCGGACCGUGCUGGAGUAGUCAAGGAGCUAUGCUGUCAACUUGGACAAGUCAUACCCCCGGGGGGUGUCAUCAUCAGAAUAGAAGAAUGCAGCCAUCCAAUAGUAAUGAAGGGUUUAUGUGCUGAAUGUGGCCAGGACCUGACUCAGCUGCAGAGCACAAAUGGGAACCAGCAAACUCCCAUCUCCACAGCAACAGUCUCCAUGGUGCACAGUGUUCCCGAGCUGAUGGUCAGCUCAGAGCAAGCUGAACAGCUGGGCAGAGAAGACCAGCAGAGACUCCACCGGAACAAAAAGCUGGUCUUGAUGGUGGAUCUGGACCAGACACUGAUCCACACCACUGAACAGCACUGCCAGCGUAUGUCUAAUAAGGGCAUUUUCCACUUCCAGCUCGGGCGAGGAGAGCCAAUGCUCCACACACGACUACGCCCACACUGCAAGGAAUUCCUGGAAAAAAUUGCCAAACUCUAUGAGUUACACGUCUUCACAUUCGGGAGUCGCCUUUAUGCACACACCAUUGCCGGCUUUCUGGAUCCUGAAAAGAAGCUUUUCUCUCAUCGGAUCCUUUCUCGAGAUGAAUGCAUUGAUCCUUUCUCCAAGACGGGGAAUCUUAGGAAUCUUUUCCCUUGUGGUGACUCGAUGGUCUGCAUAAUCGAUGACCGAGAGGAUGUGUGGAAGUUUGCGCCCAACCUCAUCACUGUGAAGAAAUACAUCUACUUCCAGGGCACGGGGGACAUCAACGCUCCCCCUGGAUCACGGGAAGCUCAGAUGACAAAGAAAGGGGGCCCGUCAAGUCGAUCAGCAGAGUGUGCAGAACCAGUAGGGACACUUGGUGCCGAUGAGCAAAAUAAUGGCCCAAGGAAAAGGGCGAAAGACUUUUCUGGAAAGGAAGAGUCUACAACAUCUCAAUCUUCUCAGGGAGUACCAACAAAUGAACGGACACAUCCGACAGGGGUUGUGGAAGAUGAAUCGGGGAAAGUUAAAGGGUCGGAGACUGAGGUGGAGUCUGGGGCGAGGUCGAGGGAAACUCAAGUGGGUGACAGAACAAAUGUCAAGGAAGCUGAUAGUAACAGGACACUUGUGACAAAAGAGGCACAUGACAGUGCAAACUCAUCAGCACCGGGACAUGAGUCCAAUAACUUGGACUUUGACCUUUCCAGUGACAGCGACAAUGAUUCCAUUACAGAAAAGCCUCCAUCAUCAGAGAGUGAUAGUGAAGGCAAGUCUUGCCAGGCAAAGAAAUCUGGGCAGGAUGGAGUCACAAAAGAGCAUGGGGAUGGGGAAAGUGAGAGGGACAGUAAAGGUCGAGUUGACGGUGAACCCAGCUCUGACGCAGCAGAACCUUCAGGAGUUCUUCUUCCUCACCCUGAGCUGGGUAAUGGCUGUUCUGAUAGGAGAGAGCCAGAAACAGAGUCCCAGAAUAGUGAACAAUCUGGGGUCACUAUGGGGGAAGAGCUGCUGGACCAGAGUAUGGAGGAUGAGGAGGAGGAAGAGGAAGCUGAUACCGACCAGGAUGAUCACCUGAUCUACCUGGAGGAAGUGCUGGAAAGGAUCCACGCAGAGUACUACGCACGUUAUGAGGCCUACCUGCGGAAGGAGGCCCCUGAAACGCCGGACAUCCGCAAGAUUGUCCCGGAGCUUAAAAGCAAGACACUGGAGGGCACAACGAUAGUGUUCAGUGGCCUGUACCCAACAAACUACCCCAUGGAGAGAACCCGGGAGUCCUACCAUGCCAAAGCACUGGGGGCUAAGAUUGGCAAGAAUCUGAUACUGAGCUCCCAAGAUCCCAGUCGGACGACGCAUCUCAUCGCAGCAAGAGCUGGCACCGAGAAGGUUCGCCAGGCACAAGGCUGCAAACACCUCCAGGUUGUCAACCCUGACUGGCUGUGGAGCUGUCUGGAGCGCUGGGAGAGGGUGGAGGAGCAGCUCUACCCACUGAAGGAGGACUACUCCAAAACGCCAAGGAGCAACAGUCCUGCAGCAUUCCUUGACAACCUAGGCUCCUUGCAGAAGCCUAUUUUCCACCCAGCUGCCAUCCACCACAGACCUCCACCUCCAGCCCCUGAGGUUCGGACCUACGACCCCGUCACAGGGAAGCUGAUCCGUAGGGGCCCUCAGGUGUCACGGCCACCACCCUACUCCCAGCAGUCGGGGUCCUUGUUGCUGUCUGAUAAGAGAGAGCAAACUUGUCUCAGGGGAACUUCAAAGAGUCAGCAAGAUGAUGCUGCAGGGUCUAGCCAAGACGAUGAGCAGCCGGGACCAUCUCGUCGGAAACGACAGCCGAGCAUGUCAGAAACUAUGCCUCUGUAUACGCUUUGCAAGGAGGACCUGGAGAGUAUGGACAAAGAGGUGGACGACAUCUUAGGUGAAGAGAGUGACAACGAAAGUGAGGGCCGAGGGAAGGAGAAGCCCGGUAAUGAAGAGGUGGAGGAUGACGAAGAGGAGCAGCAGCAGCAGCAGCAGCAGCAGCACCAGACGCAGACAGGAGCUGGACAGAUUGCAAGAGGAGGGCCCGGCCCUCAGGCACUGGAGGAGAGGAUGCAGACAUCAACCAGUGAGGCCAGUCUGCCAGAUAGUGUGCCAAGGGGACACAAACGAAAGCACGAUGAAGCCAAGGAGGAGGAGGAGGACGACGAGAAGAAAGAGGCAGCGGAGGAAUCUGCCGACGAGUCUUCUAAAGACUCCAACGAGGAGGAAGGCGGCAGCAGCUCAGAGGCAGACGAGAUGGCCGCUGCCUUGGAGGCGGAGCUCAAUGACUUUAUGUGACGUGGAAAAUGGAGGGACUCAGUCACAGGAAGAGGACAACAAAAAAAAAUAAAUCAGCCCCAGUCACCCCUACAAGUGGUACCUAAAAAAUCCUAUUUUUCUGCUUUGGAAUCAGUGUGUACUUAGGAUGUAUGAGCCAUGAGUGUGUGCUGUAAUAAAAAUGAAUGUCCUGUACAGAAAUGACUUGUUGCAGUGUAAAUAAAGGCUUAGAUUUUUUUGUAGCAUUGAUAUAUGGCCCUUUUUGGCAUAAAACACUUUGAUGUUAACAUUUUAUUGUAAGAUAACAAACAAUAGGAGACAUGAAUUUGAUACCUGUUUUUGUUUUACUUUUUUCUAUUUCAAUUUUUAUAUUGAUGAUGAAAAGAGACAUGAAAUUAUAAACCGUACAUUUUGCUGGUCGUACAUGCCAAAGAGUUUGGAAUAGGUUUGCCAAGGCGUGCAGCUAAACAUUUUUCUCUGGACUUCCAGUUUUACUUUCCUUUUGGCCUCAACAGUUUUUUAGGGUCGUAAAAUGCAACCAGCGGAUCUAGACGUUUGAAUGUGUUUUUUCUUGAGUCAUUUCUUCCUCAUCUUGGUGUUUGUACUUUUGAUAGCAUUACGGUAAGGUCAGUUUGUCGGUCUUUGUGAAAACCAGCCCCUCGGUGCAUUAACAGUGUGAACCGAUUCUAACUCGACUCAGAGUUUAUUACCUAGUGUUUCGUGAGUGUUUGUUCACCUGUCCCUUGGCGACGCACUUCUACAGUACUGUCGAUAUUGUGUAGUUCAGAAGGACAGGCUCGCUCACCAGACCUCUGCUUGUGUACACUGGAGCUUAAAGCUUUUGAAACCCUCAUGCCUCAUAGGGGUAAGUUCACCGAAAUUUAAAAACAAAAGUAAAAAACCCUUAGCUUUAGUGUUAUCUUGUUAUGCAGAUAGUUUGUGGGGGACUUAACAGUGGUAUGGAGGGCCCAUGGGGUUCAUAUUUUAGAAAUUAUAUGUAUAUUGAUGUGGAAAUCUUCUGAACUAAACUAAGUGAAUGGAUGGUGACUCAUUAAUGAGGCCAACAUGUUGUCACUAUUCUUAUCCACUUAGUACAGCACAUGGGCCAUUAUAGCAUUUACAAAUUCAUCUGACACUAGUCGACUGCUCAACCGUGCCUCCUACAUUAAUUUCCCAAUAAUGAUGUGCUGACAAACUUCCACUGUAGGAACAGAAACAGAAGAUAUUCAUGAACAUUUAAACAAAACCACAGUCUUUUCCAAAACCUCAACUAAAGCGUUCUUGUGGCGUAGAUAAAUGCACCGCUCGAUUCACACGUUGCCUCUGAAAAUCAUCCGACCACGUUUGUAUCAGCCACUGCGUUUAUCUACACCACAAGAACGCUUUAGUUGGGGUUUUGGAAAAGAUUGUGGUAUAGAUUUUUGUAACUGUGACUUGCCGGAUAUAUUAUAAACAGCAUUUCGACAACCUAGGCAGCUUCAGUUCCGCCAUUAGAAUGAAAGUGUGAAUGGGUAGAUGAGAGACGAGACGAGAUGAGAGAUGCUCUUUGGACAAAAGUGCCGCAUGAAUACAGCAAUUAACCUUUUUCCGCAAUUUUGAAAGUAGAUGAAUAAAAAGUGAAGAUGUGUUUCCUUCAAAACAUAUUUACUGUUGCAAAUUAGUUGCAUAUAAGCAGCAUUUCUAAGAGGCAACCAGAAACAGCCCUGUGUUGCAAUUGUGGCUGGAUUGGUGAUGGUGCGUUGGUGUAAGUACUGGUCAGAGAUUGAAACACAAUUCAUACAUUUGAUAUGAGUGACAGAAGGUCAUCACUGUGACAUCUUUUUUCAUGUAAUGUGAGGUAAACAGAAAUGAAGCAUUUACGAUGUCAUGGAAUCCAACAGGGAUGUUUGGCCAGUGCAGCAUCCUGUCAGAUGGUGUUAAGUGGCGCUGAUGCAAACGAUCAUUAUUUUGUGACUGGCUCCCCUGUGUGAGGAUUUACAGGGCAGUAUCAUUUCUUACCAUAUGAACUCCGAGGGUCUUCAUACAGUUUUGUGAUGCAUGUUUGAUAGACUCAGGUGUAACACCUUUCUCCAGAAUAAUUGUCCCUGUUGAUCAGUGAUCCAAUGAACGCUGUCAACUAUUUUUCUAUGAACUCAUCAAUAAGCUGAAAGUCGCUCCAGAAGCAAACCUUUCGCGGCAUAACAAGGACAUUGAUUCUGGAGAGAUGUGCGACUCUUGAAUUUUUCAGCAACGCCUGCUUUUUUUUAAUGACUCGAUCGCCCGGAACAAAUUCAGUUCACCUCUGUGGUAUUGGGGCGUAGAAGAAAUCUCAGAGACAAAAAUAUCUGCGUGUUAAGAUACCACUAGAGGUAAGUUAGAAGACAUGUUUUGGCGUAACAGACCCUUUAAAUCUGCAUGAGGCGGAGAUGCAUCAAGAGGUUAAAAACGUCCUUUAAAAGAAAAAAAAGUCAAGUUGUUCAUGCCUGUCCAAAGGAACCCGUGAACUCAAAGUUAGUGGCAGAGAGAGCAGGACUCACCAGCAUCUCAUCCCUUUGGUUCAAACCAGCCUGGUUGGUAAAUGUGCACUUUACUAACAAUGCAGGAUUUCUGCGUAUUGUAGAUCAAACGCUUCCAUUUUCACUGUGUUUUUCACCACCUUUGUGUAAAGUUGCCUCGUUCGACUCCAAUGGAACAUUUAUGUUGUUCCGUGGUUGCUUUCAUUUACUGUUGAUUUCCUUUAUAAACCCACAGCACUGAGUUUUUUCUUCUUUUUUUUUCUUGUUCAGGAGUUUAAACAGUGAAAGAUCUUCCUUCCUCUGCAUUUUUCGGCUGUAUAAAUAAAUAACUGUCAUGAGAGCGGGUGUUUGUUUGAAUCUCUACCAAUAAAUUAUUCACCUUCACCUUAAAAAAAUAUCACAGUGCUCCUUUUUCACGGUGACAGUCAUCCCCUUUUUGUUUGGUUCGUGUUCAUGGUGGUUUUAUGAUUCUCAAUCAGACAACUGACAUGUAAAGUAUUUGUAAAGUCUAUUUCCUACUUGACCCUGACAGAAAAAGAUACUUUCAUUAAAUAAAGAUGUUUCUAAGUAA
This is a messenger RNA of Acanthopagrus latus (yellowfin seabream), 6333 nucleotides long. RefSeq names its product CTD (carboxy-terminal domain, RNA polymerase II, polypeptide A) phosphatase, subunit 1 (gene ctdp1). Bases 292 to 3288 code for a protein of 998 amino acids. The transcript is spliced from 13 exons. Gene Ontology annotation, molecular function: RNA polymerase II CTD heptapeptide repeat phosphatase activity. Gene Ontology annotation, cellular component: nucleus. The record is from RefSeq and is a predicted model, not a curated record. Lineage: Eukaryota; Metazoa; Chordata; Actinopteri; Spariformes; Sparidae.